AUGCAACCCGAGUGGUUCACGCCGCAGACAAUGGGCUUGUGUGUCCGGAUUUGGCCACAAUGUCCCAAUGAAUCUGUGCUCACUUCUCCCGACAACAAAGCGCUUCAACACGCCUGCAUCGGGAACCGAGUAGUCCCAGUUUCUAUCGCAUCUGUCGGUUCGACAUGCUUCUCGCGACCUCCUCGGGCCCACAGAGCGGCGUUGUUGAGUCUGCCUGCUGCUGCGUCGUCUGCCCGACUGGCCAUGCCAACCUCCAGAGUCGGACCGUUGACUCGCGGACCUUCAACCGGCGGCUACGCGCCAGUCAAUGCUCCCACGCUGGACGUUGUCAUGGCGACUCGUGUAGAGGAGGCAAAACUGACCAAGUUGCCAAAGCGGAAACGCUACGAGCCAUUUUAG
Protopolystoma xenopodis is the source of this 399-nucleotide messenger RNA. The record is from the annotation of a GenBank genome assembly. NCBI's taxonomy places the organism in Eukaryota, Metazoa, Platyhelminthes, Monogenea, Polystomatidea, Polystomatidae.